Molecule: messenger RNA, 426 nt
Organism: Rosa chinensis
Lineage: Eukaryota; Viridiplantae; Streptophyta; Magnoliopsida; Rosales; Rosaceae
Product: senescence-specific cysteine protease SAG39
Exons: 1
Coding region: 1-426 (141 amino acids)
Cellular component (GO): lysosome
Molecular function (GO): cysteine-type endopeptidase activity
Source: RefSeq, a predicted model, not a curated record
AUGGAGUUCAUCAACCACACCAAAUUUAUAUGUUUGGCAUUGAUUCUCAUGUUGGGGGCUUGGUCUUCUGAAGCCACUUCCCGCAGUCUCCAAGAUGCAAUGAUGUAUGGUAGAUACGAGCAAUGGAUGGCUCGUUAUAGACGCAUAUACAACGACAUUGACGAGAAGGAGAUGCGCUUCCACAUAUUUAAGGAAAAUGUAGCUUUUAUAGAAUCUUCCAAUGGCGAAGCAAACAAACCUUACAAAUUAAGUGUCAAUCGAUUUGCAGACCUUACAAAUGAAGAGUUCACAGCCUCAAGAAAUCGAUUCAAGGGGCAUGAAUGUUCCACAACAACCACUUCUUUCAAAUAUGAAAAUGUUACCGUGCCAGCUACAGUGGACUGGAGACAGAAAGGAGCUGUGACUCCCAUCAAGGACCAAGGCUAA